Messenger RNA from Tachyglossus aculeatus (Australian echidna), 598 nucleotides. It is a transcript of the gene FOXE3, whose product is annotated as forkhead box E3. Lineage: Eukaryota; Metazoa; Chordata; Mammalia; Monotremata; Tachyglossidae. Gene Ontology annotation, molecular function: DNA-binding transcription factor activity, RNA polymerase II-specific; RNA polymerase II cis-regulatory region sequence-specific DNA binding. The record is from RefSeq and is a predicted model, not a curated record. Gene Ontology annotation, biological process: cell differentiation; anatomical structure morphogenesis; regulation of transcription by RNA polymerase II. The coding region runs from base 1 to 381 and encodes 126 amino acids. The transcript has 2 exons.
AUGACGACGGAAAGCCCCUCGCCCCCCAGCUCCGGCCUGCAGCAUGCCAAGCCGGAGCGUCCCCCUGGGGACCCCCAAGGCGACCCGGGCCCGGGAGGCGCCGUCGGGGGUCGCCGUCGCAAGCGUCCGGUGCAGCGGGGCAAGCCCCCCUACAGCUACAUCGCCCUGAUCGCCAUGGCCAUCGCCAACGCGGCCGAGCGCCGGCUGACCCUGGGGGGCAUCUACCGCUUCAUCACGGAGCGCUUCGCCUUCUACCGCGACAACUCCAAGAAGUGGCAGAACAGCAUCCGCCACAACCUGACCCUCAACGACUGCUUCGUCAAGAUCCCCCGAGAGCCGGGCAACCCGGGAGGCCUCAUCCCAUCCGCUGAGCCUCCGUGACCCUCCUGCUUCCCGGUACCCCCCAAGAUGCCCGGGCCCCAGGACCAGCCAGCCCUCGAUUCUCCGGAGACUGCUCACCCAGAGCGGAUUAGCCAGGCCCCUUUGGACACAUACGACUUUCUGCUCAUCCUCCGGCGUUAACUUUCCCCCGGACAAAACCUGGCUUCGUUUCUUAAACCGACCCAGAGAAACCCACUCUCCCAUUGGUCAGGGCAUU